AUGUUCUCCCUCUUCGGCCUCCUCGGCCUCACGGCCAUCACAACCGCAACACCCACCGCCCAGUCUCACUCUCCCUCUCACGACUGCACCAGCCUCCCACACCCCCACCUUCCGGGUGCUGAGAUCCUUUCGGUCACCGGCACCGAACUCAUCAACUUCACCGUCCCAGCCGUCCCACCCCUCCUCAACGAAAACAUCACCGACAUCAACGUCUGCGCCGUAACCGUCACGUUAACCCACAUCGACACCACCCAUACUGAUACUCAACCCAACGACACAGUCACCAUCCAAAUCUGGCUCCCCCUCAAGUCCCACUCCCAAUGGAGCAGCCGCUUCAUCGGCGUAGGCGGCAGCGCCUGGGCAGCCGGCAUCCCCCCGCUCACCAUCGCACCCUACGCCGCGCACCGCGGUUUCGCCGCAGCCGCCACCGACGCCGGCUUAACCCCCGGACCGGACGGCGAUAUCCUCGACCCCAGUCCCUGGGCUUUAAACAGUGAGGGUAGUAUCAACGAGGUGUUGCUGGAGAAUUUCGCCAGUCGGUCGGUGCAUGACUUGGCUGUGGUUGGAAAGGCGGUUACAGAGGCGUAUUAUGGUCGGCCUGCGGAAUAUGCGUACUGGGAGGGUUGUUCAACAGGGGGUAGACAGGGCCUGGUAACGGCGCAGAGGUAUCCGGGUGACUUUGAUGGGAUUGUAGCGGGUGCGCCGGCGGGGUAUUGGACGUGGUAUGUGAUGGCGGAGUUGUGGCCGCAGGUGGUUAUGAAUGAGGAGGGGUAUUACCCGAAUAAGUGUGAGUGGGAUGCGGUGAGGGGGGAUGUGGUGGAGGUUUGUGAUGGGUUGGAUGGGGUGGUGGAUGGGGUGGUGGGGGAUUUGGGGGCGUGUGAAAAGGUGUAUCGGCCGGAGAGGACGUUGCCGGGGAAGAGGGUGGUUUGUGAGGAGGAUGGGACGGAGGUGGUGUUGUCGGAGAGGUUGGCUCGGAUGGCGGAGAGCAUCUGGAAGGGGCCGAAGACGGAGUCGGGUUCGCCGUUGUGGUAUGGUCUUACGCUUGGUGCACCGCUCGAUUCGCUCGCUGGCACGGUGGCUGUGAAUGAGUCGUCCACCGACCGCAUCGGCGCACCGUUCCCCGUGGCCCGGGAUUGGACUCGGUUCUGGGUCACGCAAAACCCGUCGUUUGACUUUUCUACUCUUGACAGCGCCGGUCUGCGGGAUCUGUUUGCGCAGUCGGUCGCCAAGUUCGAAGCUGUCAUUGACUCAUCCGAGCCGGACCUCUCCCGCUUUCAUCAAGCUGGUGGGAAAUUGCUCGUCUGGCAUGGUGAAGCGGAUCACAUAAUCUUCCCGCAGGACUCGAUCCGAUAUCACCAGGAGGUGCAGAAGGCGGCUGGCAGUAAGAAGUCGGUGGAUGAGUUCUUCCGACUGUUUGUUGCGCCUGGAGUUGACCAUUGCGCGCUGGGGUCGAUUGACGGUGCCGGACCGACAGAUGCGUUGGCAGCGGUCAUCGACUGGGUUGAGAAGGACAAAGCUCCUAGGGAGUUACCUGCGGCCACGCUGGCGACGGCGAAGAAUCAGUUCACGAGGAAGCUGUGUGCCUACCCGUUGGUGGCUAGGUAUGAUGGCAAGGGAGAUCCGGCCAAGGCUGAGAGCUACAAUUGUGUUGCGCAGUCGACUUGUGCUCAGGUGGAGUGGGCGGCCGAGUAA
Molecule: messenger RNA, 1692 nt
Organism: Dichotomopilus funicola
Lineage: Eukaryota; Fungi; Ascomycota; Sordariomycetes; Sordariales; Chaetomiaceae
Product: tannase and feruloyl esterase
Exons: 1
Coding region: 1-1692 (563 amino acids)
Source: RefSeq, a predicted model, not a curated record